Fonsecaea nubica is the source of this 849-nucleotide messenger RNA. RefSeq lists its product as hypothetical. The transcript is spliced from 3 exons. Lineage: Eukaryota; Fungi; Ascomycota; Eurotiomycetes; Chaetothyriales; Herpotrichiellaceae. The coding region runs from base 1 to 849 and encodes 282 amino acids. Gene Ontology annotation, molecular function: oxidoreductase activity. The record is from RefSeq and is a predicted model, not a curated record.
AUGCCUCGAGUCUUCCUGAUCACCGGCACGUCAACUGGCUUCGGUCAUGACUACGCCCAAGAAGUCCUGGAUCGCGGUGACAUUGUGGUCGCGACAGCCCGCGAUCCGACCAAGCUCUCCUUCGCAAACACGACCCCCGACACAUACCUGGCGCUGCGCCUCGAUGUCACGGACAAAGCGUCAAUCAAGCAAGCCUUCUCCGAUGCGCUGAAGAAAUUCGGCCGCGUCGACGUCGUGGUCAACAACGCCGGGUACGGUCUCGCGGGCUGUUUCGAGGAGUGCACCGAGGAGCAAAUCCGGCAGCAGAUGGAUAUCAACUUCUUCGGCCUCCUGGACGUCACCCGCGAGGCGCUGGAGACCAUGAGGGACAAGCAAAAACCUCAGGGCGGCUUGAUCCAGCAGAUCACCAGCGUUGGCGGACAGCGAGGAGUGCCGUUCUUCAGCAUCUACUGUGCAAGCAAGUGGGCUGUCGAGGGCUUUACGGAAGCUCUUAGCCAUGAGGUGAAGCCCGAGUGGGGGAUCAAGUUCACACUGAUCGAGCCGGGUGGCUUCAGAACAGACUGGGCUGGUCGCUCGAUGACGUUCGCAAAACGCCACCCUGCGUAUGACCACCUUGACGCCGAGAAGCACAUGACAGCCCGCCAUGGCAAACAGGCAGGGGACCCUAAAAAGGGCGCAAAAGCCAUGUACGAGCUGGCUGUCAUGCCCAACCCGCCAUUGCGGGUCGCCGUGGGCACCGACGCCUACAAGGCGGUCAUGAACAAGUUGGAGCAGUACGAACAGAACUACACAAAGUAUGCCGAACUCAGCAACUCGACAGAUGUGGACGGUUAUGUGCCACCACAAUGA